Messenger RNA from Aplysia californica (California sea hare), 2742 nucleotides. RefSeq lists its product as uncharacterized. The record is from RefSeq and is a predicted model, not a curated record. Lineage: Eukaryota; Metazoa; Mollusca; Gastropoda; Aplysiida; Aplysiidae.
GCUUCUCGCCGAACAGCGAGCACUUCGACCACGCCUUCACCCAGUUCCUGCGGGACAACAACUACAGGGGCGGGGCCGUGGCCGCCAUGAAGGACGGUCGUCUGCUGCACGCCAGAGGUUACGGCCGUGACCGCCAGGGUCACGAGGUCACGGCGCAUGCGCACUUUCAAGUGUCCAGCAUUGCCAAGUCCCUGACGGCUGUGGCGAUCAUGAGGCUAGUGCAGGACGGAGAGCUCAAGCUAGACGAGAAGGUAUUCGGCGAGAAAGCCCUGCUGUCCUCCAUCAAGCCAUGGCGCCGCGCCGGUGUGGACCCGCGCCUGUAUGAGGUCACCGUGGAGCACCUCCUCAGACACGGCGCCGGAUGGGACACCAACCGGCCGCCCCUCUACGACCCCAUGCUCAACGAGGUGUAUCUCGACAGAGGGCACAAAGUGCCAAACAUCGCCAGAGACAUGGGCAAGCCGUCGCCCCUGUCUUCAAGUGACCUCAUCAGCUACGUGAUGUCACAUCCGCUGGCCUUCACCCCUGGCACAAACGUGGCCUACUCCAACAUGGCGUACCUGGUCCUUGGGAGGGUCGUGGAAGAAGCUUCCGGCAUUGAGUACAGAGACUACGUGAAAAACACAACGACUCGUGGCACUGCGCCGGUUUCCGCACCAACACCCGCGGCGCCCUGUGGCAGGACGCUGACCAACACACCGACGACCUGGUGCUGUACCACGACCUGAACCCUUACCCGGGCACCAAGCACGCCGGGCUGCCCGACACGUGGGUCGUCAUGCUCUACGACAAGAACAUCAACCACAUACGUCACUACACGCGCGAGCUCAUGGCCCUGCUGGGGACGGGCCGGGAGGGAGAGGGAGAUGGAGAGGAGGGAGAGGUAGACGGAGGGGAGAACAGGUUCCUCUACGACCUCUCCGAGCUGCACAAACACCCAAUGUGGGAACCCUGGAAGCUGCAGCGACACGCCCCGGAAUACUGCAUCAGAUAUCGGCUGGACGAGCACCACCUGAGCGCCUACGUGGCGGCGGUUCGGGACGAAGGGUUCGACCUGCAGUGGUUCACCUCCUACAGCCUGCACGGCCACACCUACUUCCUGCUGGUCAGCCGGCGUGCCUCCAGGCCCAAGCGCGCGUCCGUGGACUACAUCUUCCAGCACGGCCUGACGCACCGCUCGCUGCUCAAACGGAAACUACAGCUGGAGGAGAUGGGCUACAACCUCACUCAGCUGCACAGUUACAAGAGUCGCUCGCAUGAGGGGGACCCGGCCUCCUUCGCCGCUGUCUUCCGACCCGACGCCUUCUCCGUGGACACGCAGAUGAAGUACGGCACGGGACACCUGCCGGAGCCUUACGAGAAACUCGUGCAGAUGUACUACGAGAAGAAGUUCUACCCGAUCUCGCAAACGGUCGUCUACCACGACAAGGACGAGCAGUUUUCCUUCAUCUUCGUCAAGCACGCCACCAACGACGAGGAGAGGACGGACUUCAAGCACUACUACGACCUGUCCAGCAAGAAGCUCUCCAAGCUCACGGCGGACAAUGCACGGGCCAACCUGAGACUCACCUACCUCAACUCCUACGACGUGGCGGGGAAGUUCAAGUUCUCCGCCAUUUUCACUAACGGCACACACUCGCGGGGCCUGCUGGAGGUGGAGCAGCCCAAGAACCGCGCCACGGAGAUCACCAUCUCCAACCUCAAAGACGGGCUGGUGCCGCGCUACAUUGUGCCCUACGUGGCCGAGGACAAGCAGUUUAAGCUGGCCAUUUACUAUGAGGAGCUACAGCGGUAUGGCAAUUACGAACCACAAGAUGAUACAUUGCAGAAAACACGACUGCAUUAGGAUGACAUGCUGCCCAAAACAAAAAUCCCCCAAAAUAAACAUAAUAACGUUUUCAUUUUCAAAACCGUGCAAAAAACAACAACAUUACAAAACAGCAAUAACAACAGUGUCAGCAGAAAGGCACGGACAAGAGGCAAAUGGUUAUGAUAUUUGAGGUAUAAAAAACACCCUGGCGAGACCUUCGUGUAAGCCGAUGGAUACUACGAUACAACCGAUCAACAUGGCAAACCCACAAGACUUGACUCCAGAAUCCACUUUUUAUUACUGGUGUUGAAAAAGAAAUCAAAGACAUUCUCGAUUGUUUUAGUAAAGGCAUUGCAUGAUAGAGGUCUCCUUAGCCGAAACAAUUGCCGGCGGCUUCAAUACAUAUAAAAUAUACAACAGUCAUAAGAUGUAGCUUGACAUCUGUGAAAUAACAACCAACCAACGUAUGAACCAUGCCAGAGACACAGUAGACGACAAAUUAUUACAUGCAUUGUGACUCUGAAGCAAUUCCAAGAUUUUUCGGCAGCAGCACGUGUGACCACAAGAACAUUCUCGAUUUAAUCACAUCAUAUAAAUAAACAGUUAGACUACAAAUCAUAAAAUAUUAGUGACUCUUGCAAUGGCCGAUGUAAUAUUUUUUAUCUUCGAGAAGACUAAAUGUCAUUAAUUAUUAUUUUUCAUCAAUGUAAAGUACUAAUAUCUUCAUGCUCCUUGAACUGGCUUCACUGUUAUCUCUUGCAUUGAAUGUUUCUUUAUGAAAAAAAUUUUUGAAUCUUCUGCCAGUACUGCAAAAUAUUCUCAUGAAAUGUCUGUACUAUGGGUGUGAGCACGCGUGCACGAGGCCCAGGGUACGAAAGAGUGAGAGAGAGAGAGAGAGAGAGAGAGAGAGAGAGAGAGAGAGAGAGAGAGAG